Telopea speciosissima is the source of this 924-nucleotide messenger RNA. RefSeq lists its product as uncharacterized. Bases 1 to 924 code for a protein of 307 amino acids. NCBI's taxonomy places the organism in Eukaryota, Viridiplantae, Streptophyta, Magnoliopsida, Proteales, Proteaceae. The transcript has a single exon. The record is from RefSeq and is a predicted model, not a curated record.
AUGGAUGUCAACAAUACCUUUCUUUAUGGCGACUUGGAUAAAGAGGUAUACAUGAAGAUCCCACCUGGUUUUGCCAAACAGGGGGAGCAUCACGUUUGUCGCAUUCACAAGUUCCUUAAUGGCCUCAAACAGACAUCUCAUAACUGGUUUUCGAAGUUCUUAACUGUCCUUGAUGCUGGUUUUUCACAGUCCAAGGUUUACCACUCCUUAUUCACCUCAUGUGGCAUGUCAUCUUUUACAAGUGUUUUGGUCUAUGUUGACGACAUUAUCAUCACUGGUGAUGAUCCUACUUCAAUCAGCAUCUUGAAGUGUUUCCUCCAUUCCCAUUUUCAAAUUAAAGAUCUAGGACCAUUGAAGUAUUCCCUAGGCAUUGAGGUAGCUAACUCUAAAAAUGGCAUCCAUCUCUCUCAACAGAAGUGUGCUUUGGACAUUUUCACUGAUGUUGGUUUUCUUGGUGGUCGUCAUUGUGAAUUUCCCAUGGAACCCAAUCUCAAGCUCACACCUGAUAAUGAUACACUUUUUACUGAUCUUGUUGUUUACCGUCACCUUGUCGAAUGCCUACUAUACCUCACCAUCACUCAACCUGAUCUAGCAUAUUAUGUAAAUGUCUUAAGUCACUUCAUGAACACACCACGGGAACCCCAUUGGCAAGUGGCUCUUCGUGUUGUUCGCUACAUUAAAUCCAGCCCCAGUACUGGUAUAUUUUUCUGUACUACUAGCCCACUAGUUUUAACAACCUACUCUGGUUCAGAUUGGGCUGCUUGUUCCACUACACAACGAUCCAUCACAGGUUACUGUACUUUUCUUAGCACAAGCCCUAUAUCUUGGAAGUCCAAGAAACAACAUGCAGUCUCGCGGUCCUCUGUUGAAGCCAAAUAUCAUGUUAUGGCAUCUACUGCUUGUGAAAUCACUUGGCUCCAAUAG